GUUUUGAUUUGGCGGUUAAUGGUAUAGGUUAAGGUUAUACAACUUCGUCUGACUGACUAUUUGUUUGAGAUGAUGUCAGGGGACUGUCAGAGUCAAGGCCUGGCAGAAUGGCUGCAUGCGCUCGGCUGGCACGAGCGUCUCAAACAAAUGGAUCUGCGGAAACUCAACACACCCAAGAUGCGAUCAGUCUGGAGACAUUUGCAAGCUCAAGUAAUGCGAAAUGAUGUCGCCAGUACAAUACGCAAGAAUGUUCUACUCAACAGGCUUGAGAACGAAAAUAUACAUCUUGGACAGUUUAGAAACUUCAAACUCGAUUCUGUCAAUCAGCUUCACAAAGUAAAAGAAAUUCUUGAAAUUGAAGAAGAAAAAGAAAAGCUAAAGGAAGAGAUAAGGGUGAUCGAUGAGAAGUUGAAAAAUGAAAAGUCCAGCCUUUUACAAAAAAAGAUUGUAGAAGUGUGGGAACAGGACAAAUUAAGUGAAAUUGAGACUAAAACGACCAUCUUGGACUUGAAACUUUACAGACUUUCUAAAGACUGCAAGAAAUUCAGUCUAGACGAAGAGACUGUUGAAACAUUGAAAGCUGAUAAAACAUCUACUUCUUACAACGAGCUUAGCCACCAAAAGUACACAGUCAGUAAUUACGUUAAGAAUUACAGUUAUCCAUUCAAGGAUACAGAUGAUGAUAGUGAAUACAUGUGCGAGAUGAUGAGUUCAAUAUUGGAAUUUAAACCUGAUAACAUACUGGAUGGCACUGUCCGAAAUGCUACGGAAGCUCUGAAAUCUCUGCAUUCUAAGAUAGAUGUCACACCCGAUUUAAGAGAUGAAACUUCGAUGAUGUUUGAAGAAAAGUUGAGAGACCUAAAAAUUAUGGUGAUAAAAAACAGACAGAAGAUUCAAAAGAUUGCCCAGAGAAAAAUAUUGGACUCAAAUGAACUCCAGAAAGAAAAAGAAGAACUAUUAAAGGAAUUCAUAGAUGUAUACAGAAAUAACAAAGAAGAAACUGACAAAGGAAGCUGUCAACUCAGGGAAAUAAAUGAAGAGGUAGAUGAAGACGACAUGAAUAACAAACAUGUUCAACUACUCCUAAAUGAUUUAUUGGAAAAGAUUCAAAAAGAAAGAAAGAAAAAGAAAAUUUGGGAGGAAAAUAAUCUGCUGAUUUCUGAUGAAGAUUACCAAACUUUAGAAGAUCUGAAGCUGUCAAUCCUCACUCUCUCAGCCGAAGUAAAUGAAACGUGGAAGAAAGUUGAGCAUAAAGUCAACGAGUUUAAUGCAGUAACUUCAACAGCAUACAGUACGGAUUUAGCUAAAGUAAAUGAACUUAUUGAUGAAAUUAAACAAGUAGCGUCAGAUUUUAAGAAUGAAACCAGUGUAUAUUGUAACAAAUCUAUUGACAGUAAUGAAUUCACUGAUAUGAUAUACAGAGAAAUUGAAGUGUUCCAGAAUAUCCCAAUGAUUGCCCUUCAAAGAAAGUGGGACACAAGUAAUGAGAUGUUGCGAGUUUGCUCAACAAAAAGAUCCGCAAAUGACUUAUCUUUAUUGAUGUUUCUCUCUCAGACAGAAGAAAAAAACAUAAUCAUCAACGUUCUUGAGAAAUAUCUUUGGUCUUUGUACAUUAGUCCUCAGUUUCAUUAAGUUGCCUUUUUGCACUUAUAUUUAUUUCAAGAGAAAACCCCAAUGUCAUAAAUAUGUAAAUAUUCUCAGCCGACAACUUGAUUGCCAUUCACACACAGUUGAGUCAUGGUAGGACAUUGAAGAUCUUUAUGUUUGUCCAUCUUACCCUCACAAAAUUGAAAUUUCGUAUUGGAUCUGUAAUAAUGUAACAAAAUUAAGCUAUCAAUCAUUUCAGCCUCUGGAUUGCUUAAUAAUCAAAUAGAUAAUGUAAACUCUUACCUUAGCAAUCCUUAUUAUGGUUGUCCGAUAUUAAUUUC
Messenger RNA from Macrosteles quadrilineatus (aster leafhopper), 1928 nucleotides. RefSeq lists its product as uncharacterized. The coding region runs from base 70 to 1632 and encodes 520 amino acids. The record is from RefSeq and is a predicted model, not a curated record. The transcript is spliced from 2 exons. Lineage: Eukaryota; Metazoa; Arthropoda; Insecta; Hemiptera; Cicadellidae.